UUUUCGGGGAGUCAUUCCUUCCCCUCUGUUUCUUUGCUAGGGUUUAUGUAUUUGGAGAAAAUGGGUUACACCAACCUUUUUGAAGUUCAUUUCUUCCCUCUGAAAGUCUUAAAAGCCUUCGGAAGCAAAAAUGGGGCACAGUAAGCAGAUUCGAAUUUUGCUUUUAAACGACAUGGAGAAGUUAGAAAAGACCCUCUUCAGACUUGACCAAGGUUUUGAACUUCAGUUCAGGCUGGGUCCAACCUUACAAGGAAAGGAAAUAUCUGUGUACACAAAUUAUCCGUCCCCCGGAGAACCAUUCAAUCGCCAAAAAUUCCAAUUACUGGCCUGGGAGAACCCAACUGAAAAAGAAGAUGACUCUGACAAAUACUGUAAACUUAGUCUUCAACAAGCUGGAUCAUUCCAGUAUUAUUUCAACCAAGAAAAUGAGAAAAGUGGUGGAGGAUACAUAGUUGUGGAUCCAAUUUUACGAGUUGGUGCUGAUAAUCAAGUUUUGCCUUUGGAUUGUGUUACUCUGCAGACAUUUCUCGCUAAAUGUUUAGGACCCUUUGAUGAAUGGGAGGACAGACUUAGAGUUGCAAAAGAAUCAGGUUACAACAUGAUUCAUUUCACCCCAUUGCAGACACUUGGACUGUCCAGAUCCUGUUAUUCCCUAGCUGAUCAGCUGCAACUAAAUCCUGACUUUUCAAGGCCUAAUAAAAAGUAUACUUGGAAUGAUGUUGGACAGCUAGUGGAAAAAAUGAGAAAGGAAUGGAAUAUGCUUUGCAUUACAGAUGUCGUGUACAAUCAUACUGCUGCUAACAGUAAAUGGAUCCAAGAGCAUCCUGAAUGCACAUAUAAUUUAGUGAAUUCUCCUCAUCUGAAACCAGCCUGGAUUUUGGACAGAGCACUUUGGCAUUUAACCUGUGAUGUUGUGGAAGGAAGAUACAAAGAGAAAGGACUGCCUAUUUUGAUUGAAAAUGACCAACAACUGAAUAGUAUCCGUAGGAUAGUCUGGGAAGAUAUUUAUCCUAAGAUUCAACUCUGGGAAUUUUAUCAAGUGGAUGUUAAUAAAGCGGUACAGCAGUUUAGAGAGCUUCUUACCCAAGAAAAGAGGAAAACAGUAUCUAAAUCUGAUCCUAAGCAGCUCCUUAAAAUCAUUCAGGAUCCUGAGUUCAAACGUCUCGGCUGUACUGUGGAUGUGAACAUUGCAUUAGCAACUUUCAUACCACAUAGCAAUGGGCCAAAUGCAAUAGAUGAAUGCUGUAACUGGUUUCGAAAGAGAAUUGAGGAACUAAAUUCAGAAAAACUUCGCAUAGUGAACUACCAUCAGGAACAGGCUGUUAAUUGUCUUUUGGGAAAUGUGUCUUACGAACGACUUGCUGGCGAGGGUCCCAAACUAGGUCCUGUUACUAGAAAACAUCCCUUAGUAACCAGGUACUUUACUUUUCCAUAUGGACAAAUGACGUUUGUAGAAGAAGAAUCUUUGAUGCAUCAACCUGAGAAAGCUUGUUUUUUCAUGGCACAUAAUGGGUGGGUCAUUGGAGAUGAUCCAUUGAGAAAUUUUGCUGAGCCAGGGUCAGAUGUAUACCUCAGGAGAGAGCUUGUUUGCUGGGGAGACAGUGUUAAAUUACGUUAUGGAAAUAAACCAGAAGACUGCCCUUACCUCUGGGCCCACAUGAAGAAAUACACUGAAAUAACUGCCAAGUAUUUUCAGGGAGUGCGUCUUGACAACUGUCACUCGACACCGCUUCAUGUAGCUGAGUAUAUGCUGGAUGCUGCUAGGAAAUUGCAGCCCAAUUUGUAUGUAGUGGCUGAGCUGUUCACAGGAAGUGAGGAGCUGGACAAUAUCUUUGUGACUAGACUGGGCAUUAGCUCCUUAAUAAGAGAAGCUAUGAGUGCAUAUAAUAGCCAUGAAGAAGGCAGAUUAGUCUACCGUUUUGGAGGAGAGCCUGUGGGGUCUUUCGUUCAGCCCUGUCUGAGGCCCUUGAUGCCAGCUAUUGCACAUGCUCUGUUUAUGGAUAUCACUCAUGAUAACGAAUGUCCUAUUGUGCAUCGGUCAGCAUAUGAUGCUCUUCCAAGCUCCACCAUAGUUGCCAUGGCUUGCUGUGCUAGUGGGAGUACUAGGGGCUAUGACGAAUUAGUACCUCAUCAGAUUUCUGUGGUUUCGGAAGAACGGUUUUAUACCAAGUGGAACCCAGCAGCUACCCCAUCAAACCCGUCUGAGGUUAAUCUCCAGACUGGAAUUAUAGCAGGAAGGCGGGCCAUAAAUAAACUGCACCAAGAACUUGGAGCUAAAGGUUUUAUUCAGGUUUAUGUGGAUCAGGUGGAUGAAGACAUAGUAGCAGUGACGAGGCAUUGUCCAAGCUCUCACCAGUCCGUAGUGGCCGUAUCUCGCACUGCUUUUAGAAACCCCAAGACUUCUGCUUACAGCAAAGAAGUGCCGCAGAUGUGCAUCCCAGGUAAAAUUGAAGAAGUGGUUCUUGAGGCCAGAACUGUUGAGAGAAAUGUUGGUUCCUAUGUAAAGGACGCAAAAUCCAUCAAUGGAAUGCCUGACAUCACAGUGGAAAUUAGAGAACACAUCCAGCUUAAUGAAAGUAAAAUUGUAAAACAAGCUGGAGUUGCCACAAAAGGUCCUCAUGAAUAUGUCCAAGAAAUAGAAUUUGAAAAUUUGACCCCAGGAAGUGUAAUUAUAUUUCGAGUAAGUCUUGAUCCACAUGCACAAGUGGCUGUUGGAAUACUUCGGAAUCACUUGUCACAGUUCAGUCCGAAUUUUAAAACAGGAAGCCUUCCUGUUGACAAUUCAGAUCCUAUAUUAAAAAUUCCUUUUGCUUCUAUUUCGUCUAAAUUAACUUUAGCUGACCUAAAUCAGUUACUCUACCGAUGUGAGUCAGAAGAACAAGAAGAUGGUGGAGGAUGUUAUGAUGUACCAAACUGGUCACCCCUCAAAUAUGGUGGCCUUCAAGGAUUAAUGUCAGUAAUGGCUGAAAUUAGGCCAAAGAAUGACUUGGGACAUCCUUUUUGCAAUAAUUUGAGGUCUGGAGAUUGGAUGAUUGAUUAUGUCAGUAAUCGACUGAUUUCACGCUCAGGAUCCCUUGCUGAAGUUGGCAAAUGGUUCCAAGCUAUGUUCUUCUAUCUAAAGCAGAUUCCCCGUUAUCUUAUCCCUUGUUACUUUGAUGCUAUAUUAAUUGGUGCGUACACCACUCUUCUGGAUAUAGCAUGGAAGCAGAUGUCAAGCUUUGUCCAGAAUGGUUCAACAUUUGUAAAACACCUGUCAUUGGGUUCAGUUCAAAUGUGUGGGAUAGGAAAGUUCCCAUCUCUGCCUUUUCUUUCUCCAGCACUUGGUGAUGUUCCCUAUAGACUGAAUGAAAUUACACAGGAAAAGGAACAGUGCUGUGUUUCUCUAGCUGCUGGGUUACCUCAUUUUUCAUCUGGAAUUUUUCGCUGUUGGGGAAGAGAUACCUUCAUAUCACUUAGAGGUUUACUGCUAAUUACUGGUCGCUUUUUAGAGGCAAGGAACAUAAUUCUAGCCUUUGCUAGUACCCUGAGACAUGGUCUUAUUCCCAAUCUUCUUGGCCAGGGGACGUAUGCCAGAUUCAAUUGUCGAGAUGCAGUGUGGUGGUGGCUUCAGUGUAUUCAGGAUUAUUGUAAAAUUGUUCCAAAGGGCACGGACAUUCUCAAGUGUCCCGUAUCCAGAAUGUAUCCAUCAGAUGACUCCUCUGCUCUACCAGCCGGCACAUUGGAUCAACCGUUGUAUGAAGUAAUACAGGAAGCUAUGCAGCGUCAUGUGCAAGGCAUCCAGUUUCGAGAAAAGAAUGCUGGUCCACAGAUUGACCGAAAUAUGAAGGAUGAAGGUUUUAAUGUCACUGCAGGAGUUGAUGAUGAAAGUGGGUUUGUUUUUGGAGGCAAUCGCUUCAACUGUGGGACAUGGAUGGAUAAAAUGGGAGAGAGUGACAGAGGUCGCAACAGAGGAAUCCCUGCUACACCAAGAGAUGGGUCUGCUGUGGAAAUUGUUGGCCUGAGUAAAUCAACUGUUCGCUGGUUGGUAGAGUUAUCGAAAAAAAAUGUGUUCCCUUAUCACGGAGUCACAGUAAAAAGAAAUGGAAAAGAUGUAUUGAUCACAUACGAUGAAUGGAACAGGAAAAUCCAAGACCACUUUGAAAAGCUAUUCUAUGUUUCAGAGGAUCCAUCAGAUCCUAAUGAAAAGCAUCCUAAUUUGGUUCAUAAGCGUGGCAUAUACAAAGAUAGCUACGGAGCUUCAAGUCCUUGGUGUGACUACCAGCUCAGGCCAAAUUUUACCAUAGCAAUGGUUAUGGCUCCUGAACUCUUUACCCCUCAGAAGGCAUGGAAAGCUUUGGAAAUAGCAGAGAAGAAAUUGCUUGGUCCCCUGGGCAUGAAAACUCUGGAUCCAGAUGAUAUGGUGUACUGUGGAGUAUAUGACAAUGCCUUAGACAAUGACAACUACAACCUUGCUAAAGGUUUUAAUUACCACCAAGGACCUGAAUGGUUGUGGCCUGUUGGAUAUUUUCUUCGUGCAAAGUUGUAUUUUUCCAAGUUAAUGGGUCAGGAAAGUUACACAAAGACUAUGUUUUUGAUUAAAAAUGUUCUUUCCCGUCAUUACGUCCAUCUUGAGAGAUCCCCAUGGAAAGGGCUUCCAGAACUGACGAAUGAAAAUGGACAAUACUGUCCUUUCAGCUGUGAAACACAGGCGUGGUCAAUUGCCGUUAUUCUUGAAACUCUUUAUGAUUUAUGAUAGUUGAUUUUCAUCUGCUGUAUAGCGUUUGUGCUCAGUUAUGUUAUGAAGCUAUAAAUUAACAGGGUGAUCAUACUGUAAUGGAUGCUACUGUUUUGCAGUUUCAGAUCUACAGAGUUUUAAAAAGCGACACAAUACUAGCAAUUCUUUUAGACAACUUAUCCAAGUUAGCUUUGCCGAUGAACGGAAAUAGCCAUUUGCAUUAGAAGAAAUAAACUUCUGUAUCAAUGCAGUAAAUCGUUGUAAAUUUAGCAAGUGCUCUUCAGUCCAAUCAAUCGUUGAUAUUUAGUGGGCACCUGUUGUGUGCAGAGCACCGAACUAAGCCAAUAGGACAGUGCAGCAGAAACAGAAGACAUGGUAUCUGCCCUCGGGAUUUACAACCUCCAAGGGGGAGACAGAAAUUCCAGGUUUGAAGAGAGAAAAACCACGGGAUCUAUAUUCCCAUUGGUGCUCUUGGAGAAUUCUGCUUAAACUAAAGGGUACCUUGGACUGUAAGCUCUUUGUGGGCAGGGAAUAUUCUGUUAUAUUAUGUUGAACUCUCCCAAGCGCUUAGUACAGUGCUCUGCAAACAGUAAGCGCUCAAUAAACACGAUUGAUUAUGAAAAGAUCCUAAAAGGUAAGCGACCUGAAAUUUUUAUCAUCUUUUCAUAGUAGACAUUUUCUUCAAUAGCAGUGUGUUCCAUAGGCUUUGAGCUAAUGAUCAGUCGGUUGGUCUGCAGUAGAUCAGCUUUCACGGUACAACCAGUGUUUUUAACUUUCCUUUUACUUUUCCACUUGAAAUGUUUGUGUAUUUUGCACUUUUUGCAGGUAAUGUAGUACUUCAGUACUUCACUGUAUUAAUUUUAAUAUUUAUACUAUUCUCAUGUUUUGCAAAGAAUUUCCCAGAAAAUUGAAAAUACUCAGUUCUGCUUCUAAUGAGCUUGCCAUCCUCUAAAGAGGUUUAUAAUGGUUUGGGAUUUCUUGCUUCAGCAAUAAUGAAGUUAGAGUCUUUGUCACUUGUGUAAUGUACUCAUGAAGAAUCAAUAUUUGUAAUCAAGGGAGGUAGAAAGGGAAGGCUCAGAAGCUUGUAAAACAUUUAAUUAUAUUCUAGUUGUCUUAGAUAACAUGUUGGGCACCAAAAGUGUUUGAUAUUGAAAAGUCUGAAUAUAAUAUUUUUCAUUAUAGGUAAAUUCAUUCACUAAUGAUAGAGGAAUCCUUGAACUAUACCAAAUCUGAAGUCAGCAAAAUAUCUAUAUAUCACAGCUGCUUGGGUUAUACCUUUUAAAGUUGGUUCAUUUUAGUAUUCAACUUUAAUUUUACUGGUCUGUGAUGUGAGAAUUCUCAGUUUAUGAAGAUAGGA
This is a messenger RNA of Tachyglossus aculeatus (Australian echidna), 6071 nucleotides long. It is a transcript of the gene AGL, whose product is annotated as amylo-alpha-1, 6-glucosidase, 4-alpha-glucanotransferase. Gene Ontology annotation, biological process: glycogen catabolic process; glycogen biosynthetic process. Bases 131 to 4732 code for a protein of 1533 amino acids. Gene Ontology annotation, molecular function: 4-alpha-glucanotransferase activity; amylo-alpha-1,6-glucosidase activity. The transcript is spliced from 34 exons. NCBI's taxonomy places the organism in Eukaryota, Metazoa, Chordata, Mammalia, Monotremata, Tachyglossidae. The record is from RefSeq and is a predicted model, not a curated record.